Serinus canaria (Common canary) is the source of this 899-nucleotide messenger RNA. Its product is annotated as protein PET117 homolog, mitochondrial. Lineage: Eukaryota; Metazoa; Chordata; Aves; Passeriformes; Fringillidae. Gene Ontology annotation, biological process: mitochondrial respiratory chain complex IV assembly. The transcript has 2 exons. Gene Ontology annotation, cellular component: mitochondrion. Bases 419 to 898 code for a protein of 159 amino acids. The record is from RefSeq and is a predicted model, not a curated record.
UUUUAUUUCCCUCUUCCACUGCAGACAGAGCUGGGGAUGGAAUAAUUCUGUCUUCAGAGCACAAAAAACUGGCAAACACGAGGCCUUAAGGCCACACACUGAACAAUGAGAAGAAACCAAACAAUUGAAGAGCAGCUUUCUCCAGCUGCUUCUCCCAUGCAAUUCGGGAUUUCUGGGCGAGGAGAAUGCAGAACUGGUGGUCUUCACUCGACAAAACCAGAAAUGUUUCUUGCACGCACAAGAAACCUCCUUUUGUUCGCGUUCGCCGGCAGGAAGCUCCAGGGAACAGCCCCAGGAGACACGGGCACAGCUGGGCACAGCUGGGCACCCAAUCCCUAGGGGCGCUGAGGGAACAAAGGCCGGUUUUUAGCACCCCACGGCAGGGUUUCUGGCUAGCAGGGGGCGAGUUUAGCGCCCCAUGGCAGGGUUUCUGGCCAGCAGCGUGCGAGUGCCCGGUCCCGGCGCGGCACCUCCAGGGAGCCGCUCCCGCCUCCCGCCGCAGCGCCCCGCCCCGCAUCGGCGCUCGGCUGCUCCGGCCUGGCUCGCUGCGCUCGGCGCUCGGCCGGGGGCGGGGCGCCACCGCCUCACGCUCUCCCGCACCCCCGCCCGCCCGGCGCUUCCCCCGCCGCGGCCCCGCGCCGCGCCGCCGGCCAUGUCGCGGGGCUCCCGCCUGGCGCUGGCCGUCUCCGCGCUGCUCUCCGCCGCCAUCGUGGCAGCCGUGCACAUCCAGCAGCGCCGGGAGCUGGAGAGGCUGCGAAGUGGCGUUGUCAGAGAUCUUGAGCGUCAGAAUCAGAAGAAGGAGAACGUUCGCCUGUUAGAAGAGCAGAUUGCUCUGACAAAGCAGCUCAUUGAAGAGAGAGACAAGGCGCUAAUGGAAAAACGUUCCCAGCAGCCCUAGG